AUGACGAUGCAAGAAGGGAAAUCUCAAGAUAGAGCUAAAGGAGCUUGGUCAUCCCAGAUGAGAUGCUGGUCUGUUGCUGCAAUUUCCAUCACACUUCUCAGUAUCUGCUUCGUUGUGAGCUGUGUGGUGACUUAUAAUUUUACAUAUGGGAAAAAUGACCAAAAGCUGUCUGCACUAUAUACCUAUCAUUCAAGUCUUACCUGCUCCAGUGAAGGGACAAGGGUGACAGAGAAAGUCUGGGGAUGUUGCCCAAGUACUUGGAAACCAUUUGAGUCCAGCUGCUACUUCAUUUCUACGGAAAAGGAAAAUUGGGCUAAGAAUGAGCAGAACUCUGUUGGGAUGGGAGGUCAUUUGGUGGUGAUCAACACAGAAGCGGAGCAGAAUUUCAUUAUCCAUCAUCUGAAUGAAUCACUUCCUUAUUUUCUGGGACUAUCAGAUCCACAGGGGAAGAAUAAAUGGCAGUGGAUUGAUCAGACACCUUACAAGGAAAAUGUUAGAUUCUGGCACGAUCGUGAACCCAAUUUCUCUGGAGAGCAAUGUGUUUCAAUUGUUUUCUGGACACCAGGAAAAUGGGGCUGGAAUGAUGUUUUCUGUGAUUUAAAGAUGAACUCAAUAUGCGAGAUGAAGAAGAUUUAUAUAUAA
Messenger RNA from Echinops telfairi (small Madagascar hedgehog), 642 nucleotides. RefSeq names its product C-type lectin domain family 6 member A-like. Gene Ontology annotation, biological process: antifungal innate immune response. Gene Ontology annotation, molecular function: carbohydrate binding. The record is from RefSeq and is a predicted model, not a curated record. The transcript has 6 exons. Gene Ontology annotation, cellular component: external side of plasma membrane. NCBI's taxonomy places the organism in Eukaryota, Metazoa, Chordata, Mammalia, Afrosoricida, Tenrecidae. The coding region runs from base 1 to 642 and encodes 213 amino acids.